ACAGAUGGUGCAGGGAGUCCUGGAUGCCCAAGUGAGGUUGAACACGCAGCAUGGAUGACUGGCACAGAGCCUUUGCCCAAAACACGCUUGUCCCUCCUCACCCACAGAGAGCACGGCAGCUCGGGAAGGAGUCCACAGCAUUCCAGUGUGUCCUGAAGUGGCUUGAUGGGCCACUAAUUAAACAGGGAAUCCUGGACAUGUUGUCGGAGCUUGAAUGCCACCUGCGAGUGUCUCUCUUCGAUGUCACCUACAGACACUUCUUUGGGAGGACAUGGAAAACCGUGGUGAAGCCCACCAAUCAACUGUCCAGGCAGCCACCCAGGAUCAUCUUCAACGAGCCUUUCUACUUCCACACCACCUUGAAUCACCCAAACAUCGUGGCCGUGGUAGAGGUGGUCGCUGAAGGCAGGAAGAGGGAUGGCUCCCUGCAGGUGCUGUCCUGUGGGUUUGGAAUUCUUCGCAUCUUUGGCAAUAAGCCGGAGUCUCCCACCUCUGCUGCCCAGGACAAACGCUCUGGGAACCAGGCUCUAGUUUUGAGAAGCCACUUGCGACUCCCGGAGAUGGUCAGUCAUCCGGCCUUUGCCAUCGUCUUCCAGCUGGAGUACGUGUUCAGCAGCCCUUCGGGAGCGGACGGCAGCGCAGCCUCGUCCACCUCUCUCUCCAACUUGGCAUGCAUGCACAUGGUUCGCUGGGCUGUCUGGAACCCCGAGCCGGAAGUAACCCCAGGAAAGGUGACACUGCCUCUUCAGGGUGGGAUCCAGCACAACCCUUCACACUGUCUGGUCUAUAAGGUGCCUUCAGCUAGCAUGAGCUCUGAGGAGGUGAAGCAGGUGGAGUCGGGAACCAUCCAGUUCCAGUUCUCGCUGAGCUCAGACACCCCCACAGAGCGUGCCGAUGGCCCCAAGGCAGAGCGGCGGUCCUCCAGGAAGACACCUGUGUCCCCUUCAGGCACACCAGCACCGACAAACCAGGAUCUUGCUGCAAUCCAGGACUCUCCUGUGGGACCAGGGCUGUCGCUCUCCCAGCUGGCAGCCUCCCCACAGUCUCUGACUCCACGCAGCUCUUCCAAGAUCCCUCCUCAGGCCCUGGACAGCUCUCAGUCCCCUCAGGGUCCCCAGCUCCAGGCAGAAUCCGUGUUAGAGGGCAGGGUCUCCCACCUGGAAGCUGACCUGAGCCAGACGUCCCUGGUUCUGGGGACCCCUGCUGUCAUUGAUCAUCUCCAGGAACUUCCCUUCACUCCUUUGCAUGCCCCCAUUGUUAUGGGGGCCCAGAGCAGGAGCUCUAGAAGCCAGCUCUCGAGAGCUGCAAUGGUGCUCCUGCAGUCAUCCGGCUUCCCUGAGAUCCUUGAUGCCAGGCAGCAGCCGGUGGAAGCCGUCAACCCCACUGACCCCGUGAGAUUCAACCCUCAGAAGGAAGAGUCAGACUGUCUUGGAGGGAAUGAGAUAGUGCUGCAGUUUCUGGCCUUCAGCAGAGCGGCCCAGGACUGCCCAGGAGCACCAUGGCCACAGACCGUGUAUUUCACCUUCCAGUUUUACCGUUUCCCUCCUGAGACUACGCCACGCCUGCAUCUGGUGAAGCUGGAUGGGACAGGCAAGAGCAGCUCCAGCUCCGUGUCCCACGUCCUCGUCCCCAUUAACAAAGACGGCUCCUUUGAUGCUGGAGCUUUUGUGGUUGUGAUGUGA
This is a messenger RNA of Microtus ochrogaster (prairie vole), 1682 nucleotides long. It is a transcript of the gene Nphp4, whose product is annotated as nephrocystin 4. Gene Ontology annotation, cellular component: ciliary base; non-motile cilium; ciliary transition zone. The record is from RefSeq and is a predicted model, not a curated record. Lineage: Eukaryota; Metazoa; Chordata; Mammalia; Rodentia; Cricetidae. Gene Ontology annotation, biological process: negative regulation of canonical Wnt signaling pathway; protein localization to ciliary transition zone. The coding region runs from base 51 to 1682 and encodes 543 amino acids. The transcript has 12 exons.